ACACACUUGAGCUGUAACCAUCGCAGAGUCAACAUCUCGUUUAACGUUUCCGAUCAUCAUUUGCACGUUUCGCACUGCCAACUGAGUGAAUUCAAAACUGAACUGAAUUUUUGAACAUCACAAGAAAAUAAGCAACAUAUAAAAUGCACGGAUACCGCACAUACAACAUGGAGAGCCAUCAUCACGAUAGCAAUGCCGUUGACCAGAAGCCUCUGGUCGUCGAUUUGAUUUCCACACAAUACGGCAAACCUCAAACGCCGCCACCUUCCCCAAAUGAGUGCCUGUCUAGUCCGGACAACUCACUGAACGGCAGCCGCAACUCCGAGAUUCCCGCUGAUCCGUCGGUUCGUCGCUACCGAACUGCCUUCACACGUGAUCAGCUGGCGCGUCUCGAGAAGGAGUUCUACAAGGAGAACUAUGUGUCGCGUCCUCGCCGCUGCGAACUCGCCGCCCAACUCAAUCUGCCCGAGUCCACGAUCAAAGUCUGGUUCCAGAACCGUCGCAUGAAGGACAAGCGUCAGCGCAUUGCCGUCGCCUGGCCCUAUGCCGCCGUCUAUUCGGACCCCGCUUUCGCCGCUUCCAUACUGCAAGCGGCUGCCAACAGCGUGGGCAUGCCGUAUCCACCUUAUGCACCAGCUGCCGCUGCCGCCGCCGCCGCCGCUGCUGCCGUCUCGAAUCCAAUGAUGGCCACCGCCAUGCCCACAAUGCCAGUGCCCGGACAUGCGCCCUAUGCCGCCCAGUAUCGCUAUGCGCCGUACCACAUUCCCGCUCGCCCCGCACCGCCAGCACCGCACAUGCAUCCACAUGCCCAUCAGCAUCAGCAUCCGCAUUCGGCUGCCAUGCAAGCCGCCGCUGCGAUGAGCGCCGCCUCCGCCGCCGCCGCUCCCAUGGCCUAUCCGGCUGCGAUGUUGGGUGCCGCUGCCGCCGCUGGCAUGCCGCCCAGCUAUGCGGGUCAGCUGCAGGUGCCCAAGACACAGACGCCCCCACUGGAUCUGCAAUCGUCGUCGUCGCCGCACUCCUCCACGCUGUCGCUCAGUCCCGUUGGCUCCGAUCACACCAAAGUCUUUGAUCGCAGUCUCAGCCCGCUGCGCAGCUCGCUGUUGCCCCCAGCGCCACACAGCAGCAUGACAACGACAACCACGACCAGCCCGCUGCCCGCUCCUGGCCUGCUCAUGCCCAGCGCCAAGCGUCCAGCUUCAGCGAUGUCGCCGCCACCCGCAACCACAGUCAUCGCUGAGCCCAAGCCGAAGCUGUUUAAGCCCUACAAGACUGAGGCGUAGGCGCCUAAUUCCCUGCUUCCCUUACCCCCUCAUCUCCUCAUGGAUUGUACAAAUUAGCAUUAAUUGUUGACCGAUCCCCGCGUUCAUUCUCUCAGUGUGUAGAAUCACAUUCACAUUUAUUUAUCCGUUGUAU
This is a messenger RNA of Drosophila nasuta, 1413 nucleotides long. It is a transcript of the gene eve, whose product is annotated as homeobox protein even-skipped. Gene Ontology annotation, biological process: regulation of transcription by RNA polymerase II. The record is from RefSeq and is a predicted model, not a curated record. Lineage: Eukaryota; Metazoa; Arthropoda; Insecta; Diptera; Drosophilidae. Gene Ontology annotation, cellular component: nucleus. Gene Ontology annotation, molecular function: DNA-binding transcription factor activity, RNA polymerase II-specific; RNA polymerase II cis-regulatory region sequence-specific DNA binding.